AUGGCACUUCAGCUUCUAGUUUUCUUUCUCUUCUUUGGGAACCCAUUGAGGCUGCUACAAUCAGUCACCGCUAGUAGAAGGAUGAUUGUAGUAGGGAACAACGAGACAGAUCGACUUGCUUUGUUGGAGUUCAAGAAACAAAUUGUUCUUGAUCUUUAUGGAGCAUUAAGUUCUUGGAACGAUUCCAUCCAUUUUUGCAACUGGGUUGGGAUCACUUGUAGCCAUCGCCAUCAACAACGGUCAAUUGUUUUAGAAAACAACACUCUCGAAGGAGAAAUUCCUACCAGCUUGGCCAACUGCACUCGUCUUAGACAAAUUCACUUAUCCAAUAACAAUCUUGUUGGGAAGAUUCCGGUUGCACUGCUUACAUCUUUAUCAAAGCUGGAGAUAAUUUCUAUUGUUUAUAAUGGUUUAACAGGAGAAUUACCAGCUUCUCUUGGGAACAUUUCUUCCCUCCAAGCUAUUUCUUUGGGUGGAAAUGAACUGCAGGGGGGCAUUCCAGAUUCUCUUGGUCAACUAACAAACUUAUACUUUCUCUCACUUCAUCAUAACAAGUUAUCUGGUAUGUUCCCUGUCUCACUAUAUAAUCUUUCAUCUCUUGAAGUCAUUUCCGUCGGCCAACUGCAUGGGAGCCUUCCACGAGAAAUAGGCCUCACUCUUCCGAAUCUCUAUGGACUAGCAAUUGGAGGGAACCUUUUCUUAGGAGAAUUCCGAAUUCCGUCUCCAACAUUUCAACACUCGAUACAAUUGCUCUCCCUGAAAACAAAGCUUCAAAGAUUAUUCUUGGGUGGAAAUAGACUUUCAAAACAAAUACCUUCCUCUAUAGGCAAUCUCACUCUUUUGUAUGAACUCCAUUUAGAAGCCAACAACUUGAAUGUAAGCAUUCCUUCCAGCAUUGAAAAUUGUCAACGGUUACUACACCUAACCCUUAAUAAUAAUAGUCUCCAAGACCCAAUACCUAAACAACUCUUUCUUAUUUCGUCCUUAUCAAUAUCCCUCACCUUAGCUUAUAAUUCUCUGGUCGGUACCCUACCAAUUGAAAUUGGUAACUUGAAAAGUCUUUCUACAUUAGAUAUCUCUAAUAACAAACUAUCAGGAGAAAUCCCCUCCUCCAUUGGUGAUUGGAAUAGUUUGGAAUAUCUUUACAUGGGGGGUAAUUUCCUUGAAGGAGCCAUUCCUCAAUCUCUGACUCUUUUGAAGGGGCUUCAAGAUUUAGAUCUUUCGCACAACAAUUUAUCAGGACAAAUCCCGAAAGAUCUACAGAAUCUUUUAGCAUUGCGGAGUUUGAAUUUAUCCUUCAAUAAUCUUGAGGGGGAGGUACCAACAAAAGGAGUCUUUGGAAAUGCAAGUGCAAUUUUGGUGAAUGAAAAUGAUAGACUUUGUGGGGGAAUUGUAGAGUUACAUUUGCCUACAUGCACAAAUCAUGGAUCUACAAAACGAGAAAAAUCCAAUGCUCUUAGAAUAGUUCUGGUGAUCAUCGGUGUGGUUCUUGGUUUUCUUUUGAUAUUUUCCUUUCUUAUUAUUGUUUGGAUAAGAAAAUAAAAAAGUAAACCUCCAUCCACACCAUUAAUCAGUGAACCUUUCUUAAAUAUUUCUUACAAAGAGCUCUUCCAUGCUACUAGAGGGUUUUCUUCAGCUAAUUUUAUAAGUUCCGGUAGUUUUGGCUCUGUAUACAAAGGGAUUAUCAGCCAAGAUGAAACCAUUGUCGCAGUAAAGGUACUCAACCUUCAAAAUCCAAGAGCUUACAAGAGCUUUAUGGCUGAAUGCAAAGCCUUAA
Telopea speciosissima is the source of this 1777-nucleotide messenger RNA. RefSeq names its product probable LRR receptor-like serine/threonine-protein kinase At3g47570. NCBI's taxonomy places the organism in Eukaryota, Viridiplantae, Streptophyta, Magnoliopsida, Proteales, Proteaceae. The record is from RefSeq and is a predicted model, not a curated record. Gene Ontology annotation, molecular function: protein binding. The transcript is spliced from 3 exons. Bases 1 to 1542 code for a protein of 513 amino acids.